Messenger RNA from Entrophospora candida, 123 nucleotides. The record is from the annotation of a GenBank genome assembly. Lineage: Eukaryota; Fungi; Glomeromycota; Glomeromycetes; Entrophosporales; Entrophosporaceae.
UUGAAAAUGUUAAUUCACUUGAACCUAAAUUAACUGAUCUUAAAAAUAUACUGUCAAGUGAUUUAAAGAAAAUAUCUGCAUAUGAUUAUUUGAGAUAUAAAUCUUUGCAACUAUUUUUUAAAG